This is a messenger RNA of Penaeus monodon (black tiger shrimp), 1530 nucleotides long. RefSeq names its product protein disulfide-isomerase A5-like. The record is from RefSeq and is a predicted model, not a curated record. Gene Ontology annotation, cellular component: endoplasmic reticulum. Gene Ontology annotation, biological process: protein folding. Gene Ontology annotation, molecular function: protein disulfide isomerase activity. Lineage: Eukaryota; Metazoa; Arthropoda; Malacostraca; Decapoda; Penaeidae.
GGGGAAGCUUCAGUAUUGGUAAUGUUCUAUGCUCCAUGGUGUGGACAUUGCAAGCGCAUGAAACCUGAAUAUACUGCAGCUGCAACAGUACUUAAAGAGAAAGGGAUUCCAGGCAAGUUAGCAGCUGUGGAUGCCACAAAGGAGACAAAACUGGGUGCAGAAUUCUCCGUCAAGGGGUACCCAACGAUCAAGUACUUCAAGGACGGGGAAUUUGCUUUCGACGUUUCAUCUGCACGAGAAAAGGACAAGAUCAUUGAGUUCAUGUCAGAUCCAAAGGAGCCUCCUCCCCCACCUCCCCCAGAGAAGCCCUGGUCGGAAGUGGAGUCCUCUGUCAUCCACCUCACGGAUGAGAAUUUCAAACCUUUCCUCAAGAAGAAGAAACAUGUUCUAGUCAUGUUUUAUGCACCUUGGUGUGGCCACUGCAAAAAAGCCAAGCCAGAGUUCACAGCAGCAGCAGACAAGUUUGUUGAUGAUCCCAAAGUGGAAUUUGCUGCUGUGGACUGCACUGCACAUCAGACCCUUUGUGGUGUCAAUGAUGUCAGUGGCUAUCCAACUUUUAAAUACUUUAAUUAUUACAAGAAUACUAAACCUUACAAUGGGGGACGGACGGAGAUUGACUUCGUGAAAUUCAUGGAGGAUCCUGAGAACCCUCUGAGUGGGUCUCCUCCCCCGCCCCCCUCUCCGCAGGAGGAAUGGGCGUCUGUGGAGGGUUCGGAGCUGCUGCACCACUUGACGGAGGCCACUUUUGAUGCUUUCAUCAAGGACAAGGAGGCGCUGGUUAUGUUCUAUGCCCCAUGGUGUGGCCACUGCAAGGCCAUGAAGGGUGACUAUGGCCAGGCAGCGGUGGAACUCGCAGCUGAAGGCCAGAAUGGAGUCCUAGCCACUGUGGAUGCUACAGUGGAGCGCAGCCUCGCAUCCCGCUUCCAGAUCCGUGGCUUCCCGACGCUCAAGUUCUUUAGAAGGGGCCAGCUUGUCACGGAGUACAAUCGUAGUCGCAAAGCCGCUGAUAUUAUUGAUUUCAUGAGGCAUCCUCCUUUAGAUGGGAAGGAUGAACUGUAGAUAUUAGAAGAAAUAUGAUGAAUGUGCUUUUAUAUGGAUGUGAACUAUCAGUGCUGUGUACCUUUUUUUCCCAACUUCCCCUUAUUAAUUGUUUUAUUUACUUUUUUUUUUUUUCCAAUUUUGAGACUAGUUCAAAGGUUUGUGAUGUAAAAAUCGAUAGGAACCAAACCUUAGGGAGGAUAUCACUUCAAUUCAUUUGUCAUCACAUCUGAGAGUAUAUAUUGUUUUUCCUUGUAAUUUAGUCAAGAUCCCCACCAGUUGAAAGUUUUGAUGGUUCAAACAUGAGUGCGAGUGUAAGGUGGAUGAUGGUAUGUUUGUUUCUCUGUACAUAUAAUAUAUAAAACAAAUUGUUCCCACCUCAGAACUUCUCUGAAGGUGAAGGUAUUUACCAUAAUAAAAUAACAAACAACUUCAAACUUCAGUAACAGAGAAACAAUGUCAUGUGAACACACAUUUGUCAUUAGUAACAAG